Messenger RNA from Schizophyllum commune H4-8, 2415 nucleotides. RefSeq names its product MFS general substrate transporter. Bases 1 to 2415 code for a protein of 804 amino acids. NCBI's taxonomy places the organism in Eukaryota, Fungi, Basidiomycota, Agaricomycetes, Agaricales, Schizophyllaceae. Gene Ontology annotation, molecular function: transmembrane transporter activity. The transcript has 18 exons. Gene Ontology annotation, biological process: transmembrane transport. The record is from RefSeq and is a predicted model, not a curated record. Gene Ontology annotation, cellular component: membrane.
AUGGCCUCGAGCGACGAGAAGAAGGUCGAGUGGCAAUCUGAACACAUCGAGCAGUACGACAGACGGAACGAGAGUCGCGGCAAUAUUCAGAAUGCCGCAGUCGAUGAAGCGCUGAAGACCUUCGGCGACGAGCGCAUUGAGGUGACCGAGGAGGAUAACAAGCGCAUCUUGCGUAGGACCGAUAUCCACGUCCUCACGAUUCUAUCCUGGGUCUACUGGCUCCAGAUUCUCGACAAAAGUAUCUUGGGCUACUCUGCGACGUUCGGCCUCAAGACGGAUGCGCACCUCACUGGCUCUCAAUACUCCGUCGUCGGGUCCCUCAGUGCCGUCGCUCAGCUAUGCUGGAUGCCCGUAUCCAGCUACCUCAUCGUCCGUUGCAAGCCGCGAUGGUUCAUGACUCUCCUUGUUUUCUGCUGGGGCGCUGCCUGCUGCGGCAUGGGCGCGAGCCACACCUACCCUGCCCUCGCGGCCACUCGCUUCCUUCUUGGUCUUUUCGAAGCGGCAUGCCUUCCUUUGUUUGCCGUCUUGACCUCCAUUUGGUAUCGUCGUGCCGAGCAACCUCUCCGCGUCUGCGUUUGGUAUGGUACAAACGGCAUGGGCACGAUCAUGGGCGCGAUCUUCGCCUAUGGCUUCGGCCACGUCCACAGCAGCACGCUUUACACAUACCAGAUGAUCUUCAUUUUCUGUGGGCUGCUCACCGUCCUCACCGCGCCCGUGGUCUACUGGAAGAUCGACAACAGCGUCAGCGACGCACGCUUCCUGACCCCCGAGGACCGGCACAAGGCCGUCGAGCGCCUGCGCGCGAACAAUACGGGUACGGCGGCGAACAACGAGUUCAAGUGGGGGCAGGUUUUUGAGGCGCUGCUCGAGCCGAAGUCGUGGCUGUUCUUUUGUAUGACGCUUUGUGUGAACGUCGGCGCCUCCGUCGUCAACGUGUUCGGCCCGCUCAUCCUCGGCGGCAUCGGAUUCGACAAGUACAGGACGACGUUACUCAACCUGCCCCUUGGCGCGAUCCAGAUCAUCGUCAUCGUCUUCUCCUCGUAUGCUGCAUAUCAGUGGAGGUACAAGGGCCCCGUGCUCGUAGGGCUCAGUCUUGUUGUGCUUCUUGGGCUUAUUUUGCUCUACGUCAUCGAAGAGUCCAACACCGGCGUCCGCCUCUUCGCCUACUACCUCCUCGCCUUCCUCUUCGGCAUCAACCCCCUGAUCGUGUCCUGGAUCGCUGCGAACACGGCGGGGUCGACGAAGAAGAGCGUCGUGCUCGCGAUGUUCAACAUGGCCGUGGGCGCGGGGAACAUCAUCGGGCCGUACCUGUUCACGGAGAGCGACGCGCCGUCGUACCAUAAGGGCUUCAAGGCGUGUAUGGGCAUCUUUGCGGCGUUGGUGGCGUUGACGAUCGCGCAGAUCUUCAACAUGAUCGCGCUCAAUAAGCUCAAGGCCCGCGAGCGCGUGAAGAACGGCAAGCCCGCGAACAUCCGCGACCUGUCCAUGGAGAAGAAGUACACCGCGCACGUCGAGGAGGUCAAGGACGAUAGCAAGCUUGAGGCGUCGACCACUGGCGCGGCGCUCGGCGAGAACGCGUUCCUGGACUUGACGGAUAAGCAGAACGACGAGCUCUGCGAGGAGCAAGUGCGCGACUCGUCGCCGAAGCGGCACUCUAUAUCUCAUGGGGACACGCCUGGACUGGAGGCCUUCCUCUGGUUCUUCUGGUCUCAGCUCUUGCAAGCUGUCGAGCACUCGGACUCGGAUGCCUUCCACACGCGCGUCCUCGACGUCAUGACUAGUCUGAAGGCGCACGAAAGUCCGAAGGACUGCCUAUUUGGCCCGAAUGUUCGGGAAAGUCUAAAUGGCCCCACCGUCCUCGUCUCCGGGAAGCACGUACCCACAGCCGAGUGGACGGCCGAGGAGCGCGAGCUGCUCGCUGCGGCCGAAGCACCUCACAGCGCAGACGAGCGCGCGCAGGCCUUCGUCACCGCAGGCAGACGCUACGUCUCGCUGCACAAGUUCCUCGCGCGCGCCUGGGCCGCUGAUACCUAUGACGGCACUGAGCACGCACUUUGGGUCAUGCGCGACGCGUUCGAGUACGAGCCAACCAGCGAGCACUACCACAAGAUGCCGCGCGCGCUCGCGGUGGAGGCCGCCGCGCCGUGGGCCACGUAUGCUGCGCGGCGCAUGCAUAAGUGCAGGGAGAUAUUAGGACCGAAGGGGAGGGAGGACUGGGAGGAGAGACUUGGCGCGCCGGGACGCAGAGGGGAGAAGUGGGACGGAGUGGAUGGGUACGAUGCAGCACGGUGGAAGCUAUGGAAGGAUGGGUUUGCGGAGUUCUUGAGAGAGGAAAGGAGUCAGAAGCUGCAGCAUGUGAGGCGGUCGGUGGAGGCGGCCCUGAUAGCGAUGGACAACGCGGAGAGGGAUUCAUGA